GAGCGAACUGUAGCAGCGCCGGCGCGGGCGGAGAGGAGGGAGCCGGGCUAGGGACGCGAAGGAGGGAGAGGGCGAGGCGAGGCUGGGACCCUAAAGCACUCACUUUUCCGCAAAGUGCCAACUUCACGGGAGACUGUGCCGGGCGCGCACCGUCCAGGCGCGGGGGAAAGUCAGCGGGAAUUUGAGUGUUUGGGGGAAGAAAGUCGGAUUUCCCCCAUCCCCUUUCCCCUGUUAAGAAUCCCUAUUAAAAAGAAAAACAACAACAGUAGCAGCAAACUUGCUAUCAUCCCGUCUGUCCCCCACUCCUGGCACCAUGAAGGCGGCCGUCGAUCUCAAACCGACUCUAACCAUCAUCAAGACAGAAAAAGUCGAUCUGGAGCUUUUCCCCUCCCCUGGUCUGAACUCCGGCGCUGCCGAAUUACAACUGCUUUCAUUUGUUUUUCCUGCUUCCCUACCAUGUAAUGGUCAAGGGCUCAUUGGAACCAUGUGUGUGCCUGAUAUGGAAUGUGCAGAUGUCCCAUUAUUAACUCCAAGCAGCAAAGAAAUGAUGUCUCAAGCAUUGAAAGCUACUUUCAGUGGUUUCACAAAAGAGCAGCAACGACUGGGAAUCCCAAAAGACCCUCGGCAGUGGACCGAAACCCAUGUUCGGGAUUGGGUGAUGUGGGCUGUGAAUGAGUUCAGUCUGAAGGGUGUGGACUUCCAAAAGUUCUGCAUGAAUGGAGCAGCCCUCUGUGCCCUCGGUAAAGACUGCUUCCUUGAGCUGGCUCCAGACUUUGUUGGGGACAUCUUAUGGGAACAUCUAGAGAUCCUGCAAAAAGAGGAUGUGAAACCGUAUCAAGUUAAUGGAGUCAACUCUGCCUAUCCAGAAUCCCGCUAUACCUCGGAUUACUUCAUUAGUUACGGUAUUGAGCAUGCUCAGUGCGUCCCUCCAUCUGAGUUCUCAGAGCCCAGCUUCAUCACAGAAUCAUACCAGACCCUCCAUCCCAUCAGCUCGGAGGAGCUCCUUUCCCUCAAGUAUGAGAACGACUACCCUUCCGUCAUUCUGCGGGACCCACUCCAGACAGACACCUUACAGACUGACUACUUUGCCAUCAAACAAGAAGUUGUAACCCCAGACAACAUGUGCAUGGGGAGGACCAGUCGGGGUAAACUCGGGGGCCAGGACUCUUUUGAGAGCAUAGAGAGCUACGAUAGUUGCGACCGCCUCACCCAGUCCUGGAGCAGCCAGUCAUCUUUCAACAGUCUGCAGCGUGUCCCCUCCUAUGACAGCUUCGACUCUGAGGACUAUCCGGCUGCCCUACCCAACCACAAGCCCAAGGGCACCUUCAAGGACUAUGUGCGUGACCGUGCUGACCUCAACAAGGACAAGCCUGUCAUUCCUGCUGCUGCCCUGGCUGGCUACACAGGCAGUGGACCGAUCCAGCUGUGGCAGUUUCUUCUGGAAUUACUCACUGAUAAAUCCUGUCAGUCUUUUAUCAGCUGGACAGGAGAUGGCUGGGAAUUCAAGCUUUCUGACCCAGAUGAGGUGGCCAGGAGAUGGGGAAAGAGAAAAAACAAACCCAAGAUGAACUACGAGAAACUGAGCCGUGGCCUUCGCUACUAUUAUGACAAAAACAUCAUCCACAAGACGGCGGGUAAACGCUACGUAUACCGCUUUGUGUGUGAUCUGCAGAGCCUGCUGGGAUACACCCCUGAGGAACUCCACGCCAUGCUGGAUGUCAAGCCGGAUGCCGACGAGUGAUGGACCAGGAAGGGACUGGGGGACCCUGCUGACACCUUGCAAAGAACAACCACUUUGGUUGGACUCCUAUUUUUUAAUUGUUAUUCUAUUUUUUAUUUUCCAGAACUCAUUUUUUUACAUUCAGGGGUGGGAAUUAAGGGAGCUGCAGCUGUAAUCCAUUGUACGUGGUCACAAAGGGAAAGCCAGGACUUGUGGGGUGGGUGGGGCAAGACAUUCUUGAGUAAAUAUUCAGGACAGAAAAAAGGGUCUUUUUAGAAGCUUGAAGGAUCUGAGUUAAAGGAGGAAGAGACUAACAUGUCCAGUAAUUUUUUUUUUUUUUUACUUCACCUAUGGAAAAAAAAUGCAUCUUGAAUUUUAACAGACCCAAUAGAAAGAGAAAUUGUCAUAUCCAGAGUCAUGAGACUAAUGAAAGGCAGUUGGGUAGCUUUUGUUUUUAAAUCUGGGAGGGGGAAAAAAGGAGGGGGGAUAAAAACAUUUUCUUUGGGGGAUGCACUAAAAACCAAGAAUUUUACCUUUUGCUCUACUUUUUGAAACAGAGAUGGAUUUCAGUGGGGGAGGGGGCCAAAACUGUUUUUGCGUUAAAAUUGAUUUUAUUAAAUUUUGUGCCAGUAUUUUUUUUUUCCUAAAAAAAUCGUCUUAAGCUCUAAGGUGGUCUCAGUAUUGCAGUAUCACACAAGUUUGUUCUUAUUUGCUGACUGAGGAUUUUGUCAUAAUGAAAGAAAACUGUUUAUAUAGACCCCAUUGGAAAAGUGAAGCUCUGUCACUGAGAUCAGGGAUCCCAAAUUCAUGUGACUUAUAUAUGAAGGAAAUAUUAAUGCUGAUUUGGGUACAGGAGAACUGCACAUGUGAAUUUCAUGAAUAAUUUAAAAAUAAUUAUCACACCCCUUUACUUAGUUUGUCACUAUUGAAGUCUUGGGUUUGGACUUAAUGUUCAGCUAAUAAGCAUUAAGUCUUUGAACUGAAUGUAUUUUGCAGUCCUGGUUUUAGACUAUAAUCAACGUUGGCACGCUAUUGAAGUUGGGGAAAGGAAAUCAAAGAGGGAAGAUGAACUGGGUUCUUGAGUCAGUCUCUAUCUGUAACAUAAGUGACUUAGAGUAGAAGCUGUAUGCAUGGGCAUUACCCUUCUAGUCUUAAAAAGUAAGUCCUAAAAUGCAUGUCAUUCCAAAUCAACACUUUAUAAUUUAUCCUUUAUGUUUUCUUUUCCCAGAAUCCCCACAUUUAUUGCCCCCCCCAUCCCACUCUGUUAUUCAGUAGGCAGAAUGUACAGCUUUCUGAUAAGUGAGUGAAAGAGUAACUUCAGACACAAAGAGUGUAGUCUUGCUGAGUUUUAGAGGCCAUGAAAAUUAAGAGAGCAUUUCUGUAAAAUGUGACUUGGCUGUCUCGGAAGAGAUGUACAGGCUUUCCUUUGAAGAACCGAAGCUAGUCAGGUAGGAUGUCAGGUGAGACCGAGCACACAGAGGACAGGAAGGACCUGGAUGGUGUUAGGGCCUCGUGCUUGAAUCUCUUGUCUUGGUAGAGGGUAGGUGAAGGUUCACUGCAGAAGGGAGGGAUGACUUGAAGGCAGAGGGAACAGGAGCUUGAGUGAAGAAAAUAAGGUGGUCCAUGAGAUUUGAAUUUAUUUUUAGUUCUCCCGAAGUUUAAACACAAACACAGUCAACCGUGGCAGUCAUCUUUCUGCUGGUUGUGAGGAGGGGCUCUGAAAAUGAGGUUUGGGGGCAAAAACCAACCUUUAACUGGGGAGGAAAUGUGCCUGAUGCAAUUAGAAUUUCUCCCACUUUUUCCACCCCAGUUAAAAGGAUGACAGCGGACUUCCAUGAAUAAGAGGGAGAAACAAGUAAGAUGAGCUUCUCAGGGCUGGUCCCUUUCGAGAAAGGGACUUAGCUAAGAAACUGGAAGCACUAACUACCUUCUAGCAUAUCUUCAUGAAAGUUGAUUGCUAACUCCCAGAUCCCCUUACAGACCCUAAAUUUUCAGGAAAGAAGCUCUGUGAUCCAUGAGUAUCCUCAUACUGAUCGAUUGGACCAUCCACACGCAAAGUAAAGGCAGAAUUGUCCCAGCUAUGUAUUUUGAUCUUACAGAUGCAGGUGCCUUAAUGAAGCUCUCAAAAUAUGUUUGGAGCUGCUCAGGGAGUGUUAGGUGGAACCAUUUGGACUACAUUGUUUUCUUUUAGAUUAUGUGAUCUUUGUUGGGCACUGGCAAAGUGUGUGUAUGUGUUUGUGUGUGUGCGCGUGCUCGUGUGUGUCUGCAGACAUGCAAAACUGUGGCCGAACUAAUACCUAGGUUUUGUAGUUAAGUCUUUCCACAUGUUGAUAAUGGGUGGGAGUAGAACCAAGGCCAGGUAUUGGUCAUUGCUUGCUAUUUGCAGCCAGGCAUAAAAUCACUUUCUCAAGUCAUCAGCCUUUUCUAUGAAAUUGAUGCUGAAAACUCCCCUGCUGAGUCUGUGUAACACCUGCAAUCCCAAUAGCAGAUAAGAUGUAAGUGCCUCCUAGCGCUCCCCAGCCGGCUUCUUUACUAAGAUGCCCUUUCUCUAGGGCCACUGUUUUCUGGAUUUGUAGAUAGUAUAUUAGUUCAGACAGCUUUGUCCAUCUGGCCAGAUGCUUUCUCCCCUCUUGUCCAAAGGCCAGAGACCAUCCCAGGAAGAGUGGUGGGUGGUUUAUACACUGGAAAUGUAGCAGCAUUGUUGCAUUUAUGCUUUUUAAAAACACGUUAACUUCAGAGGAAGGACGGGCAAAUCUGGUCUCACUGGGUGAAACCCUAAUUUUCUUGGAAAUGCCUUAACCAAUGUGGGUUUUGGUUUGGGGCUCAAGAGUCACGUGCAUUCCCUUCUCCAUUCAAGGAAGGGAUGUCCCUACAUGGAGCCCUGAUUUUGUGCCCAAGAGGAUUGAUGGUAGCAUUCAAAGAUCAGAGGCGCUCUUCCUCACUUUGGAGAUGAACACUCUGGGUUUUAAAGCAUUAACCUGCCUAACUUUCAUGGUGAAAAAUACACCUCUUUUCUAGUCAUGCUGUGCAUGUUGCUUUCUCUGUUGGGGUCUAUAUAAAUUUGUUGAACUCUUAUCUACAUUCCAAAGAAGUUUCAAGGAACCAUAAGUAUAUGUAUACAUAUACAUAUAUGGAAUAUAUAUAUUAAAAUAAAAUUAUCUCUAUCAGGAAUACUGCCUCAGUUAUUGAACUUUUUUUAAAGAAAACUUUUUUUUUAAAGCUAAGAAGUAUUGGGGUGAAAAAGAUGUUAUAUUGUGUUUGACUAUUUUCCAACUUGUAUUUUCAUAUAAUUUAUAUUUUUUAAAUGUCAAAAAUUUAAAAGCAAGAUAAAAAAAAGAAGGAAAAGCAGGUGCUUUUUAAAAAAUCAGAACUGAGGUAGCUUAGAGAUGUAGCGAUGUAAGUGUCUAUGUGUUUUUUUUUUUUAAAUGCAAAAAAAAAAAAAA
This is a messenger RNA of Ictidomys tridecemlineatus (thirteen-lined ground squirrel), 5163 nucleotides long. RefSeq names its product ETS proto-oncogene 1, transcription factor (gene Ets1). Gene Ontology annotation, molecular function: sequence-specific DNA binding; DNA-binding transcription factor activity, RNA polymerase II-specific. The record is from RefSeq and is a predicted model, not a curated record. Lineage: Eukaryota; Metazoa; Chordata; Mammalia; Rodentia; Sciuridae. Gene Ontology annotation, cellular component: nucleus. Gene Ontology annotation, biological process: cell differentiation; regulation of transcription by RNA polymerase II.